AUGAACUUCACCUUCGUACCCCACAAGGGCGCUCGCCCUGAGAGGUCAGAGCUUGUCAAAUCGCAUGUAAUGCGGGAGUCGCAGAGAAAGCGACGGGAAGCGAAGCAGCAUCAAAGCCGUAUGCAGCCCCCUCUUGCUGUAACUGAUAAUCAAAUUGGCGAAGCAGAGACUCCAACCGCUGCCGGUCAUUUUCACACUUCCUCGGAUAGUCCCGAAACUAUUUCCUCGGGGCAAAGCAAGGUUCAUGGCUUGUUAGCAGGGACAAGUGAUCUGAUGUUUGGAAAUGAGAUCACCGCACAUCAAUGGUCUUCAGGAAACACCUUUCCUAGUUUCGACGGCGAACCAUAUUCAUUUGUCGACUCACAGAAUGGGAUGAAUUGUUGUGAGAACGGUACGAAUGGGUCAUUGUACAACUUCUUACCGACACUAACACGGCAGCCGUCGCUCUUAUAUCCAACACUAAUAGGCCAGAGUCACCCUUCAGAUAUAACAUGGGUUUCGCAAACUUUGCAUAAUCGGAUGUCUGAGUUAGUAUCACACUAUGUUACAACGCUCUUUGUCGAGAGACCUGGUUUACCACCAGCGAAUCCCGUAGCAUACUGGCAGCAGGUCGCUGCCGUGAACCCCAAAAUUCUUCUCAGCUGCGCACUUUUUUAUUGCGCAUACAGAGAUGUGGUCAGGGAUUUUCAGGGGGAAGAUCACCACUACUUUAAGGAUCGGACUCUCCAUCUUAUUAAUGCAGCUCUUGAGGAUCCCAAUACCGCCAUCACUGAUGACAACAUUGGCGCAGUGAUAUCUAUCUGCAUGUAUGAGAAUGUGCGCGGAACUGAUAUAAUCGUGACACAUUUGAAAGGACUACGACAAAUGAUUGAUAUGAGAGGCGGUGUAAACAACCUACCUGCUGACCAAGGACAGCAUCUCAGCGAGCAGGCACUCCUUCAGGAUCUCAUCCACGCCAUCUGCUCUAACAUGUCACCCUUUAUGAUCGACAUAUGCGGCCCCGUGUUACGAGAUAUCCGCACGACUGGCGCAGAGUUCUUCUACCCACAGUCGCCUCUGCGUAUUGUUAAUGAUGUUGGAUUCGCUCGCUCGGACACAGAGCUCCAAUCAGGCUUUGAGUAUCUCAAAGAUGCUUUUGAUGCGACAGAAAUGCUAUGCAUAGAAGCAUUUGAUAAGGACACAGCAACGGAUGAAGCGGACUUGUUCAAGCUUCGCCGAGAGAGAUGUUGGAACCGCUUGAUGAAGAACGAGGAGGCAAGCGAAGAAGUUCCUUUAACGAAUAAAAAGAAAAUCGAAGAAUCGAUUCGAUUAGCCAGCAAGAUUCAUUUUCGCGCAGUUGCGCUGAGGAUACAGCACGAUAACGAAGUGAAUGAGGCCGAUAUGAGAAGGCUCCACGUGAUAAUUAGGAGAAUCGAUUCUGCUUUAUGGAAGGUGGCUCAUUAUGUCUAUCUUUGGAUAUUACUCACUGGAGGAGCGGCAUCAAAUGGACACCCAGAGCAACGCCCAUUUUUCGUGAGUGAGAUCAUACGCAUGGGUCUAAGCAUCGGACUCUUCGACUGGCGCUCUUUCAGACAAACACUAGGCAAUUUCCUGUGGUUGCAGCACUUCCUACGGCGAGACAAAUCACCCUCCAAGUGA
This is a messenger RNA of Lindgomyces ingoldianus, 1638 nucleotides long. RefSeq lists its product as uncharacterized. Lineage: Eukaryota; Fungi; Ascomycota; Dothideomycetes; Pleosporales; Lindgomycetaceae. The transcript has 7 exons. Bases 1 to 1638 code for a protein of 545 amino acids. The record is from RefSeq and is a predicted model, not a curated record.